Messenger RNA from Kwoniella botswanensis, 2127 nucleotides. RefSeq lists its product as uncharacterized. The record is from RefSeq and is a predicted model, not a curated record. NCBI's taxonomy places the organism in Eukaryota, Fungi, Basidiomycota, Tremellomycetes, Tremellales, Cryptococcaceae. The coding region runs from base 1 to 2127 and encodes 708 amino acids. The transcript has 5 exons.
AUGAGAGAUCCUCCAAGCUCAAGAGAUUGGAAAGACUACUAUGACAGUCAAGAAACCUAUAUACCCCCUUCGUACCCUACCCAAACGCCACCUGUUUAUCCAAGAGCACAUUCACCACCCACGUCACCGAGAAGAUCGUCCAGAAAUCACUACACGCCAGUUUCAAGGGAACAAGUUCCGGGACAUGGCAGUCGUUGGGACCUAUUCAAGGGAUUGACGAUAUACAUUCAUCCGAGGGAGAAUGAAAGUUCCAAUGAGGCUUGGAACAGAAGGGAUCUGAUGGACAAGAUCAAGUACUACGGCGGAUCCUUAUCUGUCAAACCUAAUGCAUCUUACGUCACAACCAUCCUCAUUCACCUUCCUCAGACUUAUCCAAGACAUACGGUCAUGCUUAUUGAUCGACCCCAGGAAAUACCAAAGAUAGGCGAAUGGACGAGGGAUGAGUUAGUCCAGCACCUCGCGAGGGUAUCGUCAGCGGAUGAUAAUUGGGUGUACCGACGGGAAUCGAGAAAGAAGGUAUUGAGAGUUGAUUGGGCAGAAGAGUGUUUGAGGGAUGGGAGGAUUAGAGGGGAGAAUGAGAGUUGGAGUGGAUGGGAAGUAAGGGCUACAUACGAUCCAAAAUUGGUUAAUGACCAUAAUUCUUAUCGAACCCUUAGUUCUGACUAUGGUUUUAAUGAAUACCUAUCUGAACAAGGAAAUGAUAGACUUGAAGCGAGAGUCCAGCUGUCACCAAAAUCAUAUGCAACACCCGCUAAACACGUCGAAACGCUGGCCCAAGAUCCCAGAAAAUACCUACGAGCCAAAGCUGAUCAAUUAAGAGAUGAUCUGGUAGGGGACAGGGAGAAGACCGUCGGGUCAACUGCCAUUGAAAGACGACAUUCACAAGAGGAAGCGAAAAGAGUCAAAACCCAAGAAGAAGCUCCGAUAUCGAUCGAAGAGCCUGUGCCUACGUCUGGUACGCAUGCUACAGAUCUUUCCGGGUCGAACGAUUCACAAAGGGAUCGAUCACUCCAAUUGGAGGAUAUCCAAACUGACGAAAUUAGAGCGAAUAAUGGAGAACAAGUUGAGCAAAGUCAAGCUAAUGAUAUGGAAGCCAAAGGAGUGCAUAAGAUCAACACAGUAGAAGAACUUGGGGGCAACGGACAAGGUAUCAUCGUAGAUAUCCUUGUGAAGGAAAAGACCAGGAAGCAGGUCAAUGGAGAUAAAGAGGUCAGCUCUGCCGAUAUCAAAGAUGAGAAAGAGAGUCAGCCAAAGCCGGUAGAGGUUAAGCCCGAGGAUGGUGACAGUAAGAUUCAACCUCGUGAAAGCGAAGUUGAAGAGACUGAGAAUGGGACAGAAGAAAAUGAUAAGAAGCCGACACAAAGCCAGAACGACGUAGGAAACAACGAGAAUAAGAGCGAGGAUCAAGAGGAUGGUACGACCGAUAUCAAGCCAGUUAUUAUAGACGAUGACGAGGAACCAUCCGAAGACGAUAUUCGUCAAAGCUCAUUACGAUCUCAAUCACGAUCACGAUCUGUGAGGUCACGCUCAUCAUCUAGGGUACGUAGCUUCUCUCAAGGUUCCCACAACCAAUCAACUAGGUCAUCCGCCAGCGAAGCUUUAAUUGCGACUGCGGUGUCAGUUGCAAAAGUAGUACCGUCAUCGCCUACAGCCUCUCGGUUUGGUGCAAUCCCGAGAGUGGGAGAGAAGGUAUUCGCUCGAGGUGUCUUGCUAGCAUACACAUUCUAUGUACUGGGACAAGGAAGGGAGAAGAGAUUCACCGAAAUGAUUAUUACCAACGCUGGUGGUAUAAUUGCAUCUUCCGAAUCCGCCAUCUUCCUUAUCGUUCUCUUAUCACCCGAUCAGAAUGCAUCGCUAGCAGACCAUCCUGAAGUAUACAGAAUGGUCAGAAAGAUACAAAGCGAGCCUGGUAGGAGGGCAGUCUCGGUCGAUUGGGUGGAAAAUUGUAUAGAACGGGAUACACUGUUACCUCUCGAGGGUUUCGUGAUGGUCGCUGGUGAGGAGGGAAGUGCCGAGAUGAUCACUCCUCCACCCAAUGGGAGUGGCUCGAGUGAUUCAGGAGGUAAGAAGAGGGAUGGAGGGGCCAGGGAUGGUCGAGAAGGCAGUGAGAAAAAAUGUAGGACUUAG